AUGAACAGAUAGAAACAGAAGCGUCCAAGGUCUCCGGGGGGAGGGACUUCGACUACUUAUUAUAAACCGGCCCGGGUUUCAUUUGUCUUGUCUUGUGUUUUUUCUUUUCUCUUUCAUUUUUGAUGGACCCUGUUUUUAUUCGGUAAUGCAUGGAUAAUUCAUUUUACCUGAGUCGUACCAAGUAAUAAUACUACUGGCUCUCCAUUAUUCCUGAGUAUUAUUUUUAUUUUAUUUCUUGUCCAACAACAAUGACCCAAAAGUAUAACUAACCGACCAAUCAGCGAUUGUCGCACUGUGCCGCUAGUGCAGGUACCUCAAUCCAGUUCACCAAUCACGGCGCCCCCACCCAGUGCAUUAUUUCCACAUAACCUGCGAAUUGAGAGAGAGAGAGAGGAGACAGAGAGACAGAGAGCAAAAUAUGCGCCCUGGAUCGCCAACUAAAUGCCUCCUCUCUGAAGAACGGAGAACAGGUACCGAUGUGCGAACCGGUAGUGAAGUCUUCAGACGAACAGGUGUGAGGAUAAGAUCUAGUCUAGCCUAUGGGGAAAGGAAACCGGUGAUGAUCGCUCGAACAGCCGCCGGAUCGACAGAGGGUCCUUCCUCUCAGGGCAGACUAAAUAGAAGAAUAAGAAUUAGACAAUACAACGACAACAUAAAAAGGAAACGGUGGUGGCGAAGCGCUGUGUCCAGUCCAGAAUCAAAUCGAAAUUACGAUUAAUCAUAGGAGGCAAUAAUGUAAAAUAUGCAAUUGAUAGAUCGAAGGUUUAGUGGAGAGACACAAAGCAGCCCCCUGGAAGGGUUACAAUCCAGACCCUAAGCAGUGUAUAAAUCACCCCGCACCCAUUAUCAGAGAAUAGUCG
Molecule: messenger RNA, 860 nt
Organism: Aspergillus pseudotamarii
Lineage: Eukaryota; Fungi; Ascomycota; Eurotiomycetes; Eurotiales; Aspergillaceae
Exons: 1
Coding region: 419-718 (99 amino acids)
Source: RefSeq, a predicted model, not a curated record